Messenger RNA from Salvia hispanica, 1556 nucleotides. RefSeq names its product premnaspirodiene oxygenase-like. Gene Ontology annotation, molecular function: iron ion binding; heme binding; oxidoreductase activity, acting on paired donors, with incorporation or reduction of molecular oxygen. The record is from RefSeq and is a predicted model, not a curated record. NCBI's taxonomy places the organism in Eukaryota, Viridiplantae, Streptophyta, Magnoliopsida, Lamiales, Lamiaceae.
AUGGAAAUCUGUUUACCAUAUUUGCUCAUUUUCUUGUGCUUUCUCAGUAUAAUUAUACUCUACAAAGUAUCAAGAAAUCGUCGCAAAUUGCCUCCAGGCCCCUGGAAACUUCCUAUAUUGGGAAAUAUACACCAGAUAAUAGGUUCACUCCCACACCAUGCACUAAGAAAAUUAUCACAGGUACACGGCCCCCUCAUGCAUAUGAACUUCGGCGAGCUCCCGGUCAUCGUCGUCUCGUCUCCCAAAAUUGCCGAAGAGAUCACCAAGACCAACGACGUCGCCUUUGCUAAUCGAAUCGAGCUCAUGCUUCCCAAGAUAGUACUGUACAACGCCACCGACAUCGCGUCCGCUCCUUACGGGGAUUACUGGAGAUUCAUGCGCAAACUGUGCGUGCUCGAGUUUCUCAGCCACGGCAAGGUUCGGUCGUUCCAUAGUCUGAUGGAAGACGAGGUUUUGCGCCUCGUGGAUUCCCUUCGGGAUUCCCAAGCGAUGCCGGUUGAUUUGAGUUGUAGGGUUUUAUCUGCUGAGUGCCGGAUCAUCUGCAAGGCCAUGGUGGGGCGUGUCUGCGGGAAUCAAGAGGCGUUGGUCGCGAUCGUCAAGGAAGCAGUGGCGAUUGGAGCUGUUUUCAACGUGGCGGAUCUGUUCCCGUCGAUGAGAUUUCUCCAUUUCUUGUCGGCCGGGUCGCGGGUGAGGCUGCAGAGCAUGCACGACAGAGCCGAUCGUAUUCUCGAAGACGUCAUCCGGCAGCACGAAGAGAAGAGGUUGAGUGGAAUUGAUGAUUCAUUGGAGGAAGAAGAUUUAGUUGAUGUGUUCUUGAGGGCUAGUGAGAGAGAGGAUCUUCAAGUUGCCAUUACUAGGGAUAAUAUCAAGGCCAACAUAUUUGAAAUGUUCAUAGCCGGAACAGAAACCUCGUCGUUGGUGAUCGUGUGGGCGAUGUCGGAGAUGAUGAAAAAUCCACGAGUUUUACACAAGGCACAAGCAGAAGUGAGACAAAUUCUCCAAGGAAAGGAGAGAUUCCCAAAAACCGAAAUCCAGAAACUGAAGUACCUCAAACAGGUGAUCAAUGAGACCUUGAGGCUGCAUCCACCAGGUCCCCUACUCUGCCCGAGGCGCUGUCGGGAGGAGACGAGGAUCGAGGGAUAUGACAUUCCCGUCGACACAAUAGUGAUGAUAAAUGUGUGGGCCAUUGGAAGAGACCUUGAGAUCUGGCCGGAACCUGAGAAAUUCGAGCCAGAGAGGUUUCAAGACGUGGCAACUGAUUUCCAUGGCAAGCAUUUUGAGUUAAUACCGUUUGGUGCAGGAAGAAGAAUGUGCCCGGGGAUCGCGUUCGGGAUAGCAGGCGUGGAGCUCUUCCUUGCUCAUCUGUUGUACCAUUUUAACUGGAAAAUCCCAGGUGGGAUCAGUCCAGAGGAAUUUGACAUGACUGAGAAGUUCGGUGCAUCGGCUGGGAGGAAGAACAAUUUGCUCCUCAUUGCAGACUUCUUGAUUUCCUAGGAGAAUAUAUGAUAAUAAAAGAAACUGUGAUACUUCAAGACUAGAAAUUAAACAUGUGUGAG